Molecule: messenger RNA, 1548 nt
Organism: Didymosphaeria variabile
Lineage: Eukaryota; Fungi; Ascomycota; Dothideomycetes; Pleosporales; Didymosphaeriaceae
Exons: 1
Coding region: 1-1548 (515 amino acids)
Source: RefSeq, a predicted model, not a curated record
AUGGCGUCCCCCAUGGUCGAGGGCCGUGUCGAUCCUCACAGGAAAGCCCACUUUACACUGCAUAUCAGCGACGCGAUCGCAGACGGCGAGGUGGGAGAUUACACCAGCGUGAAAUGUAACACUUGUCCCAUGUCCUUGCCUUCCUCUCGUCUGAUAUCCCUUGCGACGGAUGCCUUGCUGACCCAACCAUCUCCAGACAAUCACAAGCCCGCCCAGACGACGUCCAAGCGAAGAACCACUCUGAUCUCCACGUCUGCGAGCAACUAUAGGCUUGCAAUCGAAGACGACAAAGCGGGCGAUAACAAGGAUGUCUUCGUGUUUACUGGACAGAAGACGGUGCCGAAGAAGUCAUACAUCCUGCUGUUCGACUCGAAUACGCAGAAGGCAACCCUAGAGCCACUCGCCUCGACGUACACGUUCAACAUAGCCUCCAAGAACGGCUCAGACAUCUCAUCCACGCACUCCAAGAUAUACCCCCGCAAGCAAAAAGACGAUGCGCCGGACGAGGCGGCGGCAGACGACCUCUUCGGCGGAGACAACGACGAUAACGGCGACGGCGACCCAGACUUCAACAACCCGUUCGACUUCCGCCAUUUCAUGAACGCAGAUAACAAGACCGGCAAUGAUUCAGAAUACGCGUUUGCGUCUUCGCCAGACUCUCGCACAGGCACAGGCUCCGCGAUGAAUACACCCCAAGUCACAGCGCGCAAGCCCGCAGCUGCCUCUUCGAAACCUAAAGCAACACCACAAGUGGCGCCCAAGCUCAAAAAGCGGAAGUCACCAGAGCCAGAGAGCAGAGCACAGAAGAAGGUUCCGCCAAAGAAGUCAGCACCUCCGCCAGCGGUACGCUUGGAGCGCCGUGCAACCGAUAACAAGCCUACGCGAAAAACGGCUGCGCCAUCAUCAUCAAAGAUCAAAUCCGCGGAGAUCGUUCAUUCAUCAGACGAGUCCGACGCCGACGCAGAAGGCGAACCGGACAACGCCUCUUCCCCUCCAGCACAUCCUUCCCCUUCCCCUCCUCACCGUCAUGCCUCGCCCGAAUCAGACGAAGACGAAGAAAUGGAAGAUGUGGGUAUCGAAGAGUCACAGUCAUCGCAAUCCCGCACCGGUGCGUUGGCUUCGCUUGGCCUAGGCCAGAGCAUCGGCCAAGGCUAUAUCAAUUCACCUGCAGGCGGCCCGAUAUCGCUCGCCAGCGCUGCGAGCAGUGUUCAAGGCUCGCCGGACCCGCCUACUUUUACGCCGCAUAAGUCGCGUACAAGACAUCAAGUGGACGAUGGGGUCAUCGACUUCGGGGAUCUUGGGGGUGGGGCAAGGAGUGAUGAUGAAGAGGAAGAUGCUGAGGAUGAUGUCAUGCAGGGCGUGGAGGAGGAUAGGGACGUAGAGUCGAUAAAUCUAGGAAGCCCGGUGCAGCAGCAGACCGCUCCUGGCGGUGGCGUUCCGCUGGGAGCGGACGCGGACGCGGAAGAGGAAGAAGAGGAUCCACUGCUGAAAGAGAUGAUGGAGGGACUUGCUGGUGGAGAUAGCAGUGAGGAGAGCGAAGAGGAGUAG